AAUUAGACAAAGAAGAACGGGAGGCGGGUUAGUCUGCAGGGAAGAAGAGAAGAAGAAGGGCUUCUUUUAGAGAUUUUAGACUAAAAGACAAAAGAUGCAGACACCUGCAGAGUCGAUCCUCCACAGCGGAUAUUUCCACCCAACUCUCAGAUCCUGGCAAACCUGCGCUACCGAUCUGAAAGCCGACAAUCUCAUCUACCCAAUUUUCAUCACAGACAGUCCAGAUGCGGUGGAGCCCAUUGGGAGCCUGCCAGGACAGGCCAGAUACGGGGUGAACAAGCUGGAGGAAACGCUGCGGCCGCUUGUUGAGAAAGGCCUGAAAUGUGUUCUGAUCUUUGGAGUCCCGGCAAACAUAUCUAAGGAUGAAAAGGGCUCGGGCGCUGACACGGACGACACUCCGGCUGUUCUGGCGGUGAAAAAAAUCCGAUCUCUGUUCCCGGAGCUGCUGGUGGCCUGCGACGUGUGUUUGUGUCCCUACACGUCACACGGACACUGUGGAAUCCUGAAUGAAGACGGAAGCCUGAACAAUGACGCCAGCUGUCUGCGCUUGGCUGAAGUUGCGCUGGCGUACGCACGAGCUGGUUGUGACGUCAUCGCUCCGUCUGACAUGAUGGACGGGCGAGUGCGAGCCAUAAAACAAGCUCUGCUGUCCAACGGGCUGGGAAACAAGGUGUCAGUGUUGAGCUACAGUGCAAAGUUUGCCUCUUGUUACUACGGUCCGUUCAGGGACGCGGCGCAGUCCAAGCCGGCGUUUGGAGACCGACGCUGCUACCAGCUGCCUCCUGGAGCCAGAGGACUCGCCCUUCGAGCCGCGGAGCGAGAUGUGAGAGAAGGAGCGGACAUGCUGAUGGUGAAACCAGGUCUGCCGUACCUGGACAUCGCAAGGGAGGUCAAAGACAAGUUUCCCAACCACCCUCUGGCGGUCUACAACGUGUCGGGGGAGUUCGCCAUGAUGUGGCAUGGAGCGAAAGCUGGAGCGUUCGAGCUGAAGACCGCCGUGAUGGAAGCCAUGACCGCCUUCCGCAGGGCAGGUGCUGACAUCAUCAUUACCUACUACACACCUGAGCUGCUCACCUGGCUGAGAGAGUGAAGAAUGACGAACCUGCAGCUCUGAUUCAGUUCAUGUGGUCUCGGGCUCAUUUAUGAUGAAUGUUCAACGUGUAAAGAUGAUUUUCUGUAAGAUGAAUAUAAAACAAGUGUUUUUAUGGAAGGUGAUUUCAAUGUUGGAGCUGCCUGAGAGGAUUUGUAUUUUCUGCUGAAGAUGAUUUUAGGAAAAGUGGGAAUAAAGAUUCUAAAGAUG
Nothobranchius furzeri (turquoise killifish) is the source of this 1300-nucleotide messenger RNA. It is a transcript of the gene alad, whose product is annotated as aminolevulinate dehydratase. Gene Ontology annotation, cellular component: cytosol. Gene Ontology annotation, molecular function: zinc ion binding; porphobilinogen synthase activity. The record is from RefSeq and is a predicted model, not a curated record. NCBI's taxonomy places the organism in Eukaryota, Metazoa, Chordata, Actinopteri, Cyprinodontiformes, Nothobranchiidae. Gene Ontology annotation, biological process: heme biosynthetic process.